CCAGCCUGUCUUUCUUCACAGUACACAUACAGUCGCUUUACGCUCUAUUGGUAGCUCGACAUGUCAGAUUUGUUCCUCUGAGCUUCUUGUGUUCGUCUCUGCGCUGAACACCACGGUAUACACCAUUACUGCCUCCUCUUCUAUUCGACGUGCAUGCAUUUGGUUGAAACAUGGCUGGAGCACGACAGGAACAACAAAGCACGAGAGCCGAGGAAAAAAGAGUCACAUCCAGAAAAUACAAACCUGUGCUGACUGUUUUGGUUAAAGUGUGAAGAUGACGUACGCGAGUGACAAGCUGUAUAAUGAGGUCAUAAAGAGGAUGAUGGCUCGUUUGGCUUCACUAGUCAAAGUGAGAGAAAUCAUUCCGUACUUGCCCUGCCUCACACUUACUGAUCGGGAGGAGAUUGAGGCUAAGAGAGAAAAUGCAGGAAACUAUAGUGCUAUGAUAUUGCUGCUGGAUUGCCUGCGCAGACGAGAGAACUGGCCUGAAGAGUUCAUUGCUGCACUGAGGGAUUGUGAGCAUUUGGCUCUGGCUGAUGAGAUCGGCAAUGCUUAUGACAGAAUAAGGGGAAUCAACACUCAGAGGACAGCCCCUGCAGCUGUUGCUUCUGCUUCAGGUCCAGCUUCUGCUACAGGUCCAGCUCCUGCUGUUAGCGCUGCUGUUGCUACCGCCUCUCCUCCUGCUCCUGUCCCUGUCCCUGUCACCACUUCUGCUGCUACUCCAUCUCCAGCUCAAUCUCCAGCAACAACAGUUACCACAGCAACAAUCCACAAUGCCCCCCACUCCAUCCCUCCCUUGCUGACCCCUUCUCCAGGGGAGGCCCCAGCUCAGGCAGCUGCUCCUGUCCCUGUCCACUCUCCCCCAGAGUCCCUUCCCAGCAUAGCUGCCCCAGGCCCUGCAGAACCACCUGCUACAGUUCCAACUCGAGACGCUUCAGCGGCCCCUCCUCGUGAACCAGCCCAGCCUUCUGAACCCUCACCCCUAGUGUCAACUCCCCAAGCAGAGCCUCCUUCUCCAGUCUCUGCUUCCAAGGUGACCCCCUCUAUUAAGCAAAAUGAAGUCUCUUUUAACCCUGGAGUAACACCCUCCUUAGACUCCUCUGAUGACUUGACUCUCACGGCUGUUUCCGAAGCAUCCUCAGCUGCUGCUACUUCCCUUUCUACUAACACUGUAACCACUUCCCCAUCCCAGCCCAACACACUCAGCACCUCUUGCCAGCCUCCUGCUUCACAUGAGGAGAGCAAAAUACCACUGGCAGUUGCUGAGAGCUCCACCUCUGUGAAGCAUCCCAUUCAAGACACCAGUCCUCCAGAGAACGAGACUGUCUUAGAACAGAACUCAAACACCAACGCAACUGUCAGUCAGUUUUUGGAGACAGUACAGACCACAGUGUUGCAAAACUCCCAGGCUCCGGCAGCAUCUCCAGAAACAGCACAGGUUUUACCUUCAGCAUCUAAUGAUGCAGUUGCCGGUCUCCUGUCCCAUACAGCUGCAAUACACGAGGAGUAUUUCAGCAAGCCUGGCACUCUAAUGGAGCCCUCCUUGGAAAGUUAUGAUGAUCUCCAGAUCAGCCGUCCCCCAACAGUGACCGCAGGCUCUUCACCAGUGCAACCAAUCAGACCUGCACCUGUGUCCAGACACCCGCAGCCCGAGGAACAAUCAGAGGAGCCCUGCUCAGUCACUUCUAAUGAAUUAAUGUUCAGCCGUUCCACCGCAGGGAUCACCAGCUCUUCCAUAACGCAAGACUCCCAGCACUCUCCCCCUGAGCAUGUGGAAGUACCAACAGAGCCUGUUCCAGUAUCUGAUCUCACAGCUGCUGCUGAAAAUCUAGUUCCACACUCUACUCCAGAGGAAAACAGCUUUCCAGAAGGAGAUGCUGCUUUCUCUCAUAAUCAGCCAGUGGAGGACCAUUAUGAGUCUUUCUCUCAGAGUUUGCAGGCAGAGCCAGGGACAUUGGUGAAUGUUGUCCAGGUUUCUGAGGAGCCAUCAAUUCUAAAUCUCAAUGGACAGCCUCCAAGCAUGAUUGGUAUUUCAGUUCGCCCAAAUAAUAAAGAAGUAAACCUAAACCGCGCUACCCAAGCUGAGAGUCCUCUUCAGUCUGUCGUGUCUGAAGAUCAGCCUAAAACCCUGCAGAACCAGGGCAUCGCACAGUGCACACAGAGAAAUGAGGGUCAUGCCAGUCCUGCUGCCACUUCUACAUACCAGGAGUUGGGAUUCAAUUCUUCAAGGCUGAUGAACCCCCCUAAAUCAGAGCAGAGAGAAGAGGCAGAAAAGUCCCAAGGAGUGCUGUCCCAACUUCAGCGUGACCCACGCCUUAUUGCAGCUACAGCAGCUGUUGGCGUGGCUAUCUUGGCCAUGGCCUGGAAGCUCAAGCACUAACACGGGAGCGGGACUGCAUACCAACUUCUAACUGUAUGCCACCACUGCUGCCUUGAUAAAGCAACGAAGUAUCUUAACUUAAGGCUGCCCCUUGGUACAGACCACUGUGGUCGUGUCGUCAUUUUGUAGUCGGCGCCAUGCUCUUAUGGCCAUAUUAGGAACUCCGGGUCUAUGCUCCAUGUCUCUAUGGCCAGAAUGUAUAGGGUUUUCCAAAAAAAAUCGCCUCUUUUGCACCCUGUGUUAAAUAAAAAAUGUGCAGAACUGAAACGUUUUGUCCUGUGCACUUUUUUUUCCCCGAAUACCGCUGGAUCCUCCGAAUUACAAGGUCGUAAAGAGCUAUAAUACUAGUAUUGCUACACGUGAGCUAAAGCUACUACGCAUCAAUUUGAUGUCACUAAGCUACACAAACCUAAGGCAGGCUAUGGCUGUGAUACUUUAUCGAAAUGUUCUGCUGUAGCGCAUAUUUACGUGUAUACCCGUAAAUAAAACCUCUAGGUAAGAUAUUUUGAUAGGCUAAAACAACUUGUCAAAAAAUACUACCAGUGUUAAAACUACGAGGCUGAAUUUAGCUUCUUUUUCCAUCAGCUUCUUGUUUUAAUGCUCCCGUUCCACCUUAAACGGUGCAGCAGCUGUGACUAGCUAUCACGAACAUAAGCAAACAAGACAAAAUACUGACCUGUUAGUUCGGUGAAAUAGCAAACAUAAGUUCAUGUUACUCAGCUGUUAAGUGGAAAUAGAGAAACCUCCUCAUAUCAUGACUUUCAACCUUCCAUGAAGCUAAAGUCAGCUUUUUCGCCGGCUGCUUGUUUGA
This is a messenger RNA of Colossoma macropomum (tambaqui), 3191 nucleotides long. RefSeq names its product mitochondrial antiviral signaling protein (gene mavs). The record is from RefSeq and is a predicted model, not a curated record. NCBI's taxonomy places the organism in Eukaryota, Metazoa, Chordata, Actinopteri, Characiformes, Serrasalmidae. Bases 275 to 2380 code for a protein of 701 amino acids. The transcript has 6 exons.